Ochotona curzoniae (black-lipped pika) is the source of this 965-nucleotide messenger RNA. It is a transcript of the gene BLOC1S6, whose product is annotated as biogenesis of lysosomal organelles complex 1 subunit 6. Gene Ontology annotation, cellular component: transport vesicle; BLOC-1 complex; extrinsic component of membrane. The record is from RefSeq and is a predicted model, not a curated record. The transcript is spliced from 5 exons. Gene Ontology annotation, biological process: intracellular transport. The coding region runs from base 116 to 634 and encodes 172 amino acids. NCBI's taxonomy places the organism in Eukaryota, Metazoa, Chordata, Mammalia, Lagomorpha, Ochotonidae.
GUAACUUCCGGGUGCGACUGUCACUUCAUUCCGGUCGGGAGCUGAAGGCGCUGGGUUCUCUCCUCGCGUCUGAAUCCCUCAGGACUGCCGCCGGCCUGUUCCCAGUGGGAGGGACAUGAGCGUCCCCGGGCCGCCGUCCCCCGACGGGGUCCUGACAGGGCCGCCCGGCAGCCUGGAGGCCAGGGAAUUGAUGCCGGGUUUGAGUGAUGCUUCUCCGGAUGAAGGGUUAAUAGAGGACCUGAGUGUAGAAGACAGAGCUGUGGAGCAGCUGGCCGAAGGAUUGCUUUCGCACUACUUGCCAGACCUGCAAAGAUCAAAACAAGCCCUCCAGGAACUCACACAAAACCAAGUUGUCUUACUAGAUACACUGGAACAAGAGAUUUCAAAAUUUAAAGAAUGCCAUUCUAUGUUGGACAUUAAUGCUUUGUUCACUGAGGCCAAACAUUACCAUGCCAAGUUGGUGAACAUAAGGAAAGAGAUGCUGAUGCUUCAUGAGAAGACAUCAAAGUUAAAAAAACGAGCACUGAAACUACAGCAGAAGAGGCAGAAAGAAGAGCUGGAAAGGGAGCAGCAGCGGGAGAAGGAAUUUGAAAGAGAAAAGCAGCUAACUGCCAAACCAGCGAAAAGGACGUGAAAAGCUGUGUCCGCGUGUUUGCUAAGCCCUGUCCCGUGUUCUCUGGAUGUGCGAUGGCUGGAGUGUAGAGUGGCAAGGGAGGCCUUGUACCAUGGUAUCCUGACGCCAGGAUUGCUGUGUCUUCCCGUGUUCGUUUCAGCCGUUCAGCCAGCCCUUUCCUUGGGCAGUAGAUGUAGCAUCACUUGAUUUGAUUUGGAUACUAAUGUGUACUUUUUUUUUUCAACUUAUGUUUACCUAAUUUAAAAAUUCUCUGAAUCGUUUUGAACUGAAUAAUAGCUUGAUGUCAGGCUCUCAACUCUAACUCGUCAAAAAUUAGUAUUAAUUUAAAAAG